AUGCCUUGGUAUAUCGUCUCCCAUCGGGACCCCAUCAGCUCCUCGCAGCGAGAUGAACUCGCAAAUGCAAUUACGAAGGUUCACACAAAUCUGUUCACCACACCAUCUCUCUUUGUCAAUGUGAGAUUCGAAGACGCAUCCAAAGCGCACCACUAUGUUGGGGGCAAACCAAAACUUGUGAAUUGCAUUCAAGCACACGUCCGCUCCGGCCCGUCACGCUCCCGCUCAUCAUAUAAUGAACUAUGCCGCCAGCUCCGCGCCGCCUGGGAAUCGGUCCUGGCAACGACGCCUCUUGACACUAUCUCAGUGCAUGGUUCCCUCGUCGCGGGUGAGGAAAACGGAUUCCUCAGACCAGAAGCUGGCCACGACGCUGAGUGGGUGAGAGAGAACAUGCCUGAGUUUGAGCGAUUAGCAGCAGCAGGGGACGAGGAGAUGAGGGCGUUGGUGGAAGAGUGUAGGACCAGGGGACUGGGCGUCUAG
Messenger RNA from Diaporthe amygdali, 480 nucleotides. RefSeq lists its product as uncharacterized. The coding region runs from base 1 to 480 and encodes 159 amino acids. The transcript is spliced from 2 exons. NCBI's taxonomy places the organism in Eukaryota, Fungi, Ascomycota, Sordariomycetes, Diaporthales, Diaporthaceae. The record is from RefSeq and is a predicted model, not a curated record.